Molecule: messenger RNA, 2087 nt
Organism: Callorhinchus milii (elephant shark)
Lineage: Eukaryota; Metazoa; Chordata; Chondrichthyes; Chimaeriformes; Callorhinchidae
Product: heparan sulfate glucosamine 3-O-sulfotransferase 1-like
Exons: 2
Coding region: 474-1409 (311 amino acids)
Molecular function (GO): [heparan sulfate]-glucosamine 3-sulfotransferase activity
Source: RefSeq, a predicted model, not a curated record
UUGUAAGCUUGCUAUUCGUGAAAUGACAAGCAUUGCACCUCAGAAGCAGAAGAGGAAAUCUAAGCUGCACUGAACCUAGAACGAUACGCGUCUUAGCUGACUUCUACUUUAUUAGCUUUUUCUUCCUGCAUGACCGUACAAUCAUGGAAAUGAUUAAUUGAUAAUGAAGUGGUUGGUGAUAAUGUUUUUAUCUGGACCAGACUGUGUCCUAAGCUGCAGCUUGCAGUGAAAGUGAAUGGUAUUAAAGCUGAUGAAUGCACUACACCUGAAUCCUUUCUGCAUUUGGAGAUGCUGAAGGACCAAUUGCAACACACCUAAUUGCAUUCUUUAAGAUGGAGAUCCAGGAAGUUUUCCAAACUCCACUUCAUUGUGUGUUGCUACUCACAUCAUUUCAUCUGAGACUGUUGACUGGCAUUUAAUUGACAUAAAUACACCCCGAAUUCUACUACUCAGUAGGCACAUUUCCUCCUCCCAUGGCCUACUUAUUAUUGGGGGCUUUCCUGUUGGUGGCCCAAAUACAUAGGGCUCAUUCAGAAAAUACUGAGUGGAGAGGAGCUCGGCUUCAGUCAUUGAUAAACCAAGAUGGAACAGUUUACAAUGAAACAGAAAGUCAUUCAGCACAACCUUCCAGUGCGAGUCAAAUGAUUCCACAGUCUAUCAUUAUUGGUGUGCGCAAAGGAGGAACCAGGGCUCUACUCGAGAUGUUGGACAUUCACUCUGAUAUUGUGGUCGCAGCCACUGAAGUCCACUUCUUCGAUUGGGAUGAAAACUAUGAAAAGGGCUUAGAAUGGUAUAGAAAUCUGAUGCCUUUGUCUUACCCACACCAAACCACUAUUGAGAAGACCCCAGGUUAUUUCACAUCUGCUAAGGCUCCGGAAAGGAUCCACGAUAUGAACAGUUCUACCAAACUGCUAUUAAUUUUGAGAGACCCGACAGAAAGAGUGAUAUCAGACUAUACUCAAGUGUACUACAAUCGACUGGAAAGUCACAAGUCUGUCCAACCAAUUGAAGAAAUUGUCAUUAAAAAUGGAGUAUUAAAUACUAAAUACAAGGCUGUUCAACGAAGUCUAUAUGACUUUCAUAUGAGUAACUGGCUAAAAUACUUCCCACUGGAUCAAAUACAUAUAGUAGAUGGGGAUACCCUGAUAAGGAACCCGCUGCCAGAAUUACGGAAAGUUGAAACAUUUCUUAAGCUUCCUCCUAGGAUAAUGGCUUCAAAUUUUUAUUUUAAUCAUACCAAGGGUUUCUAUUGUCUUCGAAAUGAUGGUAGAGAGAGAUGUUUACAUGAAUCCAAGGGACGGCCCCACCCAGUUGUGAAUAGUACAGUACUGGCAGAAUUGCGUGCUUACUUUAGAGAGCACAAUGAGAGAUUUUUCAGCAUGGUCAAAAAAUCCUUCAAUUGGCAUUAAAACUUUACAUACAUUCCACAUGCUUUAUUUGUUUUGCUGGGUCAGCAAAUAUUAAAUCAAUUAAUGCCACGUUUGUUAUUUUAUUGAAUUUUAUGAUCACUUUUUUAAACUCAAAAUGACUCCCAGCAGAACAGUUAUUUAAUUCCAGAGUUAUGUUUGCAGACAGUAAACCCAGCAGUACAAGCUUAUGAGAGAUAAGAAAUCUAGCAUGGUUCAGUCCAAAAAUUCUAUAAAUAUAUUCAGCGAUAAAUUAUUCAUUCCUGGCUAGAAGCAGGAGGCCAACAUAAACACCGGGUGUCAAACAUACUGGCACUGCUGGUUUAUCAAUAUUAUUUUCAUGGUAUAAAUUUGGAUCAGAACUGUGGACACCAAUUCCUCUCUGUUUAGGUGGUUAGUACCUGUAGUUGUUCUGAUGGUUGUUGCUUGCCUACCAGGUGAUCUAUUUGUAAUUUAAAUAUGUAAAUUACUAUUGCCAGUUCCUCCUGGUUCUGCAUGUUCACAAAUGCAUGUUAUUGUUUCUCAUUAAAUAUUCAAAUGUGAUUCUUUAACACAAAUGGACUGUAUAUUUCAAUGUUUUGGGCACCGAUAAAAUAUUGUAAACUGUUAGAUAAAAGAAAUGCUUAUUUGUGAUAUUAUUAUUGACGUAAAUGAACAUUAAUACAGAAUAUUUACCCUGUU